AUGGCGUUGUGCGACGGCAACGCGGCCACCAUCGCUAGCAUCCGGCGGCGGCCGGCGCGCCAGCCCUCGGCGGUGUACGCGCUCAUCCUGCACCUGUCGGCCGCCGACCUGCUGGUGACGGUCUUCUGCAUCGCGGGCGAGGCCGCCUGGAGCUACGCCGUGCAGUGGCUGGCCGGCAACGCCGCCUGCAAGCUCUUCAAGUUCGCGCAGGUGUUCAGCCUCUACCUGUCCACCUUCAUCCUAGUGCUCAUCGGCAUCGACCGCUUCGUCGCCGUGCGCUACCCCAUGCGCGCGCUCGGCACCGCCAAGCGGCUCAGCCGCCUCAUCGCCUUCGUCUGGGUCCUCAGCAUGCUGCUCAGCAUCCCACAGAUGGUGAUCUUCCACGUGGAGAGGGGCCCGUUCUGCGAGCUGUUCCUGCAGUGCGUGACGUACGGCUUCUACACGGAGCCGUGGCAGGAGCAGCUGUACGCCGCCUUCAGCCUCAUGUGCAUGUUCGUGCUGCCGCUCGCCAUCCUGAUCGGAACAUACGUCUCCACCGUCAUCACCAUUGCGAGGAGCGAGCGGGCGUUCCGGGCAGAAGUGGCCGUGGGGCUGAAGAGCGAAGUGCUGGACGCCAACCGGCGGCGUCUGAUCCACCGCGCCAAGACCAAGUCCAUGCGCAUCUCGGUCGUCAUCGUGGUCGCCUUCAUCGUCUGGUGGACGCCCUACUACUGCAUGAUGAUCAUCUUCCUCUUCCUGAACCCUGACAAGCACCUGAGUGAGGACUUGCAGUCGGCCAUCUUCUUCUUUGGGAUGUCCAACAGCCUGGUCAACCCAAUCAUCUACGGCGCUUUCCACCUAUGGAGACCAAAACGCAGGGGUCGACUCAGCGAUAGAGGGAGGGACGGCUCGACGUUCACGCAGCGCAGCCUGAUGGGCAGCAUGCGGCGCGUGCGGCCGCCCACGGCUGAGGAGACGACGCUGGUGGCGCUGGAGGAGGGCCCGGCCGCCGCCGCCGCCGCCCCCGCAGUAAGUGCAAUGCAGACCACCGCGGCCGGCGGCGGCGGAGGGGGAUGUGUAUAUGAUAGCAAUGGUGGUGGCAGUAUUGGCGGUAGUGGGGGUCGACAUUACGAGAAGGGGAAAAGCACAGGACAGGACAAAGAAGGCGACGAGAAACACAGAGUAGAAGGGACGGAGAAACUAUGUAGGAGACUGGGGACGAAGCCCCAUUCUGCUGCUGCUGGCGGGGGAGGCGACCUGGCUGGCCAGCCAGUGGGGACGCUAUUGCUGCUGCUGCCACUGCCGCUGCUGCUGCUGCUGGAGGCUGGCUGGGACUGCAGCUGGACGCUGGACGCUGGCUGCUGGGAGGAACCGCUGCUGGCUUCUGGCUGGGACCGCUGCUGGACGCUGGCUGCUGGCAGGAACCGCUGCUGGACGCUGGUUGCUGGCAGGAACCGCGGCUGGCCGCCGGACGCUGGCUGCAGGCUGCUGGCAGGAACCGUUGCUGGCUGCUGGACGCUGGCUGCAGGCUGCUGGCAGAAACCGCUGCUGGCUGCUGACAGAAACCGCUGCUGGCUGCUGGCAGGAACCGCGCGGUAG
Messenger RNA from Schistocerca serialis cubense, 1578 nucleotides. RefSeq names its product gonadotropin-releasing hormone receptor-like. The record is from RefSeq and is a predicted model, not a curated record. Gene Ontology annotation, cellular component: membrane. NCBI's taxonomy places the organism in Eukaryota, Metazoa, Arthropoda, Insecta, Orthoptera, Acrididae. The transcript is spliced from 8 exons. Gene Ontology annotation, biological process: neuropeptide signaling pathway. The coding region runs from base 1 to 1578 and encodes 525 amino acids. Gene Ontology annotation, molecular function: corazonin receptor activity.